AAGACUGAAUUUUUUAUUUUUUUCGUAAUUUGCAGACCUUGUGAGACCCGUGAGGAAUCUGAUUUUGGAAUGGGAGUCGGAGGAUUUUGUCUUGGACAAGAUACCAAAGGAAUUGAAAUCUGGGUUGAAGAAUUCGGGGAAGAGUUUCAAGGCAUGCAUGAAGGCUGCUCGUAUAGCCUUGACUGGGCGCCUGGAAGGGCCCUCGCUUGCCGAGCUGUUGUACGUUUUAGGACAACGGGAAUCCGCAGCGCGACUCGGCGUUUGUUCUGAGGUCCGAAAUCUCGGGAAUAAGCGAGAAAGGAAAACCGCUUAGCGAAAAAAUCGAUCGUAUCCAUAAACAUAGAAGGUCGGCUGUGUUUCUGUUUGACUUACUGUCUGUCUUUUGUUCUUCCGUCUCAUUUUGUUACCCCGUGAAUGGCAUUUGUUUUUCUCUGCAUUUUUGGGGGGCCGACGAAUGAGUGUUCGAGAUUCCCGGUGUGAAACGAUCCUGUUUCUCCGGGUGAUGAUGAGUGACUAUACACACAGUGAUUCACUGUCUUUCGGAA
This is a messenger RNA of Notodromas monacha, 545 nucleotides long. Lineage: Eukaryota; Metazoa; Arthropoda; Ostracoda; Podocopida; Cyprididae. The record is from the annotation of a GenBank genome assembly.